AUUUCACUUGGAUUAUUUGGACUAUCUUCAAACAUUUACAAUUGCCUGGGGCAAUUUACACCAAUUUCCACAGCCUCAUCAGUAGCCAAGGUUAACGAUCUUACAACAAACCUUAAACAUUUAUUGUCGGCUUGGGUUGAUCCCGCGAUGGGAGAAGAUCCAGAAACAAUGAAGAUGAUUAAACGUCUGACACCAAAGAAGUACAAGGAGGAGUAG
This is a messenger RNA of Racocetra persica, 216 nucleotides long. The record is from the annotation of a GenBank genome assembly. NCBI's taxonomy places the organism in Eukaryota, Fungi, Glomeromycota, Glomeromycetes, Diversisporales, Gigasporaceae.